AUGGAGGCUGUUCCGUACCAUCCACAAACAGGGGAGAAGAUCACUGCCUGGGGGUACUCGUUUACCUGGAGUGAUGACCACCUCCCGAGGAAGGAAACUGAGCCAUUGCGUCAGCAACAUGAUACGCUGGGAGCUGAGGCGCUGAAGAGGCUCCAAACCAUACAAGCAUCCCUGAUGGAAGACAGCAAGGCCAAGGGAGUCCCCCCUUCGCCUGUUGAUCUCUACGCCCUUCUUCGGGAUCACCGCCAGAACGAUGACAUCCUCUCCCAGUUCUGGGAGGAGACGCAUACGGUUCCUGACUGGGUGGACUGGGAGCAGCUUGCGCGUGCGCAGAAGUUCUUCUACCGAUAUGCCAUAGCAAACAUUGUUGGGUUCGCGCUACAAGGAUUUGUCGCGGAAAACUCGGCCUCGCCUGGCGUUGUCGAGGUACUCGUGCGGACCGGCGGCUUCUCGACAAGGGCCCUUCUAGGACGCUUGUUGGAGACAUUCCAAUGGCUGAUUCAGGUCACGAAGGAUCUAGCGGCGAUUCAGCCCGGAGGCGAAGGCCAUGUCGCAACGAUCCGUGUGAGGCUGCUCCACUCUUCGGUUCGCCAACGGAUUCUCAAGCUGUGUCAGACCCGGCCGAAUUACUUCGACACAGAGCAGUUUGGCAUUCCAGUCAAUACGCUAGAUUCGGUCCAUUCUAUUAGCACGUUCAGCUGCAAUCAGCUGUGGCUUCAACUUCCCAAGUUCGGCAUCCAACCCUCCGAGCAGGAAUGCGAGGACUACGUUGCUCUCUUUCGAUAUCUGGGCUAUGUGAUUGGCACACCCACUUCCUACUUUGAAACCUCUGCGCAGGCGAAGCUCGUGAUGGAGAGUCUCCUCGUGCAUGAGCUGCGCACGACGGAAACGUCCCGCGUGGUGCUCUACAAUUUCAUGGAGUGUGUGGGGAACCUGCCCCAUCCAUUCCAUGUGUCCAAGCAGUUCAUCGAGGCAGGCAGCCGGUGGAUCAACGGUGACGAGCACUGUGACUCACUCAACCUGGGCAAACCAUGGGUGCUCUACUACCUCGUGUUCCUGGGCCACUGCAUCCUGGUUACGGGGCUUGCAUGGGCGCAGCGCAUAAUCCCGGGAGUUGACGAAGCGAUGAUCAAGUUCUUCCGGUGGGCCAUGUAUCAAGGUGUGGUGAUGCGCAAAUCACGCACGCGCUUCAAUUUCCAAUACGUCCCGCAGAUGGGCAAAUGCACGGGACGAGAGAAACACACUGCCGACGGGGGCGAUCUCGCGGGGCAUAAGCCGUUAUCACUCCGGUGGCCUGACUUUUCUGUCGUCACCAACAUGGGAUAUUUCGAGAUGGUGCUGCUAUUCGUGACGAUUGGUACGGGGGUUUCCCUAGCCUGGGGGCUGUGUGGAGCGUUGAUAGCCUUGAAGACAAGGCUGGCGGCCUAA
Aspergillus campestris IBT 28561 is the source of this 1428-nucleotide messenger RNA. RefSeq names its product oxygenase MpaB family protein. Lineage: Eukaryota; Fungi; Ascomycota; Eurotiomycetes; Eurotiales; Aspergillaceae. The record is from RefSeq and is a predicted model, not a curated record. The transcript has 3 exons. The coding region runs from base 1 to 1428 and encodes 475 amino acids. Gene Ontology annotation, molecular function: oxidoreductase activity.